This is a messenger RNA of Coprinopsis cinerea okayama7#130, 219 nucleotides long. RefSeq lists its product as hypothetical. The transcript is spliced from 2 exons. NCBI's taxonomy places the organism in Eukaryota, Fungi, Basidiomycota, Agaricomycetes, Agaricales, Psathyrellaceae. Bases 1 to 219 code for a protein of 72 amino acids. The record is from RefSeq and is a predicted model, not a curated record.
AUGACAGGUGCUCACUACUCCACUUGCACAGGCGAGAGGGACCCUGAAGACGGUAGCUGGCCAGUGUCCCACAUCUCCCUGCUUGGAAAAGAAGUACAGGAGCUCGAUCUUUCUGAGGACGAGCUAUACCCCGACGCGGAAGAACAACUCGAAGAAUACUUGCAGAAACUCCAAGAUCGCUCAGGUGGCGGUCCUUCCGCGGAGCCAUCUUCAAAAUAG